Messenger RNA from Sycon ciliatum, 2287 nucleotides. RefSeq names its product cytoplasmic polyadenylation element-binding protein 3-like. Gene Ontology annotation, molecular function: ribosome binding; mRNA 3'-UTR binding; translation factor activity, RNA binding. Gene Ontology annotation, biological process: negative regulation of cytoplasmic translation. NCBI's taxonomy places the organism in Eukaryota, Metazoa, Porifera, Calcarea, Leucosolenida, Sycettidae. Bases 70 to 1677 code for a protein of 535 amino acids. The record is from RefSeq and is a predicted model, not a curated record. The transcript is spliced from 9 exons. Gene Ontology annotation, cellular component: neuron projection; cytoplasm; nucleus.
ACUUACAGGGAAGAACUGUAUUUUGGUGUUUCUUACCAUCUUUGCCACUGUCUCUACAAUCUUACGAGUAUGGCCACAUGUAUGAGCAGUGUUGACUCCAUGGACUCCGAGUUUGGGUCCAUGGAACCAUUUGGUUCUUCCGGCAGAGUUCCUCUUGAGGAAUUGGACACAAAUACUCUUGACAUAUUUUCUCCUGUAGUUGUCACACCAACUCAGCGUCGUCGCGCUGUUCUUCAAAACGAGGCAUCCUCGGCGUUCCGGGCUCGUCAAGCGUCCAGAGCGAGCAAUGGUAGCUCCAGCAAUGGAUUCCGCAGCGCCUCUUCCUCCAGCGAGGAGCGAACUCCUAACGGCAGGCAGUCAGCAACUGCCUUAUUCAGCAAAUACCCUCUGCCCCCUUCCGGCACAGAUAGUGGUAUCGGUGAUAGCUCCGGAUCUGGUCGAAGUAGUGCAAGUCCCAACACGGGCCACCGUGCCUCGCCAUCUUCCUAUCCUUUUCCCAGUCCUGGCUUCAGCCCGUUCACUUUCAACCUCUGGGGAAAGCCGACGCCGACAACAACAAUUCCGGAAGCUCAGAACAAGGAAAACUCGAGCUGGAAUGACACGGUGUGGCAGAGUGCAUACCUGAAAGCGGCUUCGGCAUUUCAGUUUCCCACUGGCGUUCACCUACCCGGCAUGCCACAACCACCGCAGCUCCAGCAGCGUGGUUCUGCGGCUCGUCGCCAGCCCGAUAUGCCGAUGCCAGCGGAGAUAGCCAGACCGUUGACACCAGUACCCAUGGCCCCGACAGCACUGCCAAUGAUGGACACGGUACCACCACCGAUGCCAACCAUGCAACGCAGCAAGGUGAAGCUACCCGAAAGCAAGUACAAAAAGGACGGCAGCGAGAUCUACUCCCGCAAGGUGUUCAUCGGCGGACUGCCACCGGAUAUCGAAGAUCAUGAGAUUAAGCAAUCCUUUCUCUUCAGUGGCAAUGUGUCUGUUGAUUGGCCACACAAGUCUGAAACGAACGACCUAUCUCCGCCGAAAGGAUAUGCGUUCCUGGUCUACAACAAGGCAUCAUCAGUGGAUAUCCUGAUAUCAAAGUGUCAUAUGGAAGAUGGCUCCUACUAUUUUCCCGUGUCCAGCCAAUCACAGCAAAACAAGAAGGUGCAGAUCCGGCCAUGGCGCAUCUCCGACAGUGACUACUACUAUGAUACGAAUGCCAAAAUUGAUCCACGUAGAACUGUCUUUGUUGGUGGUGUGCCGCGACCAUUGAGGGCUGUUGAUCUGGCUGGAAGCAUCGAUGCAAAAUUCGGAAAUGUCUGCUAUGCUGGAAUUGACACGGACAACGAGAAUGACUAUCCGAAAGGGGCUGGACGUGUCACGUUCUCGUCUGGCACUAGCUACAUGGCUGCUAUCAACACGCGAUUCAUCCAGAUCAACUUUGGAAAUGUCCUGAAAAGGGUGGAGCUCAAACCGUACGUGCUUGAUGACAUGAUGUGUGACAACUGCGGCGGUGCGCGGUGUUGUAAUCAGCCUGCACCGUACUUCUGCGGCCAUGUUACAUGUCUCACCUACCUCUGUUCAGUCUGCUGGUCUGAGGUACAUGCUGCCACCAACCCGACAAUGGCUCUCCACCGUCCACUCGUGAAGGAAGGUGACCGACGGCUGCAAUCUGCCUCAUGGGGACCAUUCUGAAACGUGCACUCUUUGCUGACACGCAAAACCUGGACAUGCUAAUAAAUUUCAAAAGUAUUUCCUCUCAAAUUCCACACAGUAUGUUAGUAUUAUCUAUUGUUUAGAAUUACAAAAGUUCCAAGAUCCUGACAAAAGAUAGAUUUUAGACCAAAUUUAUUAGAGUACUUAGUCUACAUAGAAGAAACUUACCAUUAGAAUCAAUUUUCCUUGGCUGCAGCAAAUUAUUUAGCACAUCAGUUGGACUAUUUAGCAGCUCAGUAAUCUAUCAUUUGUAUUGUAUGGUUUCCAUUCUCUGCUACGAAAAGACAUUCUGACUCAUUCUGAUUUCUCUGUAUAAAGAAAGAUAUAGAUCUUCUGUUUUAAAACUCCUAGCCUAUACUGUGAGGUACUUUCGCAUUGCACUGGUAGUUUGUUUGCAUGUUUUUGUUUUAGCUUCUCCGACAGUCUCCAUUUAGCAUUUGUUCUAGCUUCCCACGUAACAUCUAGUAUUUCCUAAAAGGCAUCAAACAUGUGCAUGCGCUUUACUCUCGCUCUCAUUGCACUUUGCUUCUAGCUUCCUUUGCUAUGUUACUUGUUAGCUAAAUAUCAAAAUACGAAUUAUAACAGCUGA